This is a messenger RNA of Xylona heveae TC161, 1578 nucleotides long. RefSeq lists its product as hypothetical. The record is from RefSeq and is a predicted model, not a curated record. NCBI's taxonomy places the organism in Eukaryota, Fungi, Ascomycota, Xylonomycetes, Xylonales, Xylonaceae. The transcript is spliced from 2 exons. Bases 121 to 1410 code for a protein of 429 amino acids.
GUGCCUCAAAAUCGUUGAUUCCGGGGCGCCUUUCUACUGGCCUCUGACCAAUCCAGCCCCAUCGCUGGCUUCUUCAGGAUAUCUUCAGAUUUGAGCUAAACAUAUACUUCUUGUUCGAAUAUGGAGCCGUGGCAGUCUUGGACAAUUGUCCUUCUGGGAGGAGGAGCCGCUUGGUGGUAUUAUCAGAAUCAAAAUGCUGCAAAGGGCAAACAAGCCCGUGCCCAACUUGCCUCUGAACAAAGUCAGCCCAAAACGACCAAACGUCGCGAAGAGAACAAGGCAAAACGUCGGAAGGAUGUCGGCAACGAGAAUACCGACUUCGGUGGAAGUGAUAUUGCUGAAGCUCCUUCAGCCACAUCCUCUGGAACUGAAGGCGCAAAGAAGAAGAAUCGCAAGGCCUCUAAGAAAAAUAAGCCUUCUGGCCUUAGCUCGGAAGUGAAGGUGCCCGCUGUUCAGUCUGCUGAAGAGCCUGAUACCGCCGAUGACGUUGUGAGCAACAAGGAGUUUGCAAAGCAGCUUGCAGGUCUGAAGGCCGGCACUACCUUGUCGCCUGCCGCCCACGGUGGAAAUCAAAGAUUGUCUGCUGCCUCGUCGACUGCUGGUGCGGAUGCCGACGACGACCUUUCCCCUGCGGUCUCGCCUGCUGUUCGUGCUGGUGAUGUUUCGGACAUGCUUGAAGCUCCGGCUGCUGGCCCCUCUGUUCUUCGCCUGACUGAGUCUACCCAGCCUGCCCGUGCCAAGCCAACUAAGUCACAGCGUGCUGCUGAACCGGUCGAGUCCAAGAAGCAACGCCAGAACAGACGGAAGAACGAAGAAUUGAAGCAGAUGCGCGAAGAGACAGAGAAACAGCGCCGCGAGCUGAUGGAGAAGCAGCGGCGAACUGCCAGAGAGGCAGAAGGACGCCCGGCUAAGAACGGCUUGGGUCCUGCUCAGUCCACCAAUGCCUGGAACACAAAGUCGACGGCAAACGUACCGCCGGUCGUUGUCAGCGAUGCUCCAUUAUUGGACACCUUUGAGCAUGAUGAUGGUGCGAGCACCAGCACUAACGAGGGUGCAUCCAACAACACCUCGGUCACAACCAAUUCGAACGUGUGGGAGCGUGAAGUCCCGUCGGAGGAGGAGCAGAUGCGCAUGAUCAAUGAGAUAGAGAAGGAAUCUGGCUGGAACACCGUUGCCAAAGGACGCAAGGGUAAGAAGGGUCCAGGACAGGCCGGCGAGCAAACGACCGGCAAUGAGAGCAGUGAUGUGGAGAAGCCUGCCACUGCGAAAAUCAGCGCUUCAACAACCCCUUCCGUCAAAACGCCCAAUCCUGAGGUGGCCGAUAUCCAGACCUCCUCUGCUGCCCCUUCGCAAGCUUUCUUCCCUACGUGGAAGCCAAAUCCAUUGGACUCUGACUGGGCGGUCGCUUAGAAACCUUGCAACACUGCUUGUGCUUUUGACAAUUGAACAUAUUAUGCCUUCGAGUUGUGCAGUCAAAGCACUUGUACUACAAAGCACCUCCAUUUUAAUUGUCACCUAGGUGCGGCCAAGAAAAGGAACUCAGUGAUCGUCUGCCUGAGUUACUGGCUAUUGCUGAUU